This is a messenger RNA of Echinostoma caproni, 369 nucleotides long. Lineage: Eukaryota; Metazoa; Platyhelminthes; Trematoda; Plagiorchiida; Echinostomatidae. The record is from the annotation of a GenBank genome assembly.
AUGGAAAAAGAGCAGGGCAUGGAGGUGGAGUUCAUCAAUCCAACUCCAGGACACUGCCUGAAGACGCGUCAUUGGCCCAGUAUCAUUGAGAUGGAUUCGCUCACCAAUGCCUGUACUUCAAAGAAUGAACGUCCAUUGGAAAGCACAAAAGUGUUCAUCAAUGUGUGCAAAUCGGACAAAGUUGGCUGUCCGUUAAUGAAAGCAAUCANNNNAAACAGUUCCGGAAAACCUGUCCCAAAUGGUUUCUACUGGAGUCUUCCGCACUGCUUUACUCCUCCGCGGGAAGAUCUAGAUAAAAACAAACAACGGGCUAUGGCAAGUCUUCAGCGGAUUUGUAAUUGUUUUGCCAGUGGUUUCACCUCUUGCUAA